AUGCAAUCUAAUCAAAUAGUUGCAGUUCAAGGGGGCUCACAAGGAGGAGUCCUGUAACAGCUAGGGCAAAGUCAGAACUAGCAGAAUUAAGGGGCUCAAUCAGGAGUGCAGUUAUUCCCCAGAUUCAUUUUUGGAGUAAAAGGUGAUGUGAAGAACAACCUAUUCUACUUAGAUGAUCAGAGAGUGCUUUACCCCGCAGGUCACAACGUUAUUAUCUACAACACGGAUGAGAAGACACAAGUCUACAUUCCAGGUGUCGAGGGAUCAGAAGGAAUUACAGCUACAACUGUCAGUCCAUCAAAGAAAUUCGUGGCCAUCUGUGAGAAAUCAGAGAGAGCUAUCUGCCUAAUCUGGGAUAUCUCAGGUGUUGCUGCAAACCCUAUUGUAGCUCCAAAGAGAAAGAAGGUGCUUACCUCAACCGAUUAUCUAGCCAAGGAAUUCAUUUCAGUAGCUUUUGCUCCAUCAAACGAGAAGUCUUUGUUAGCUACUUUGACUGGGGAACCUGAUUGGAAAAUCAUUCUCUGGAUGUGGGAUAAGUAGAAAUGCUUUACUUAUCAGUAAGUUGGAGUCACUGGUAAUAUGCUGGUCAAUCAGUGUUCUUUCAGCAACCAAGAUCACAACAUUGUUCUGGUUACAGGCAAUAACACCUAUAAAUUCUACAGAGUAUAAGAGAACAAUUCACUUAAAGCUACUCAUACCUAAAUAGUCAAGAAAGAGGCUCAUAUCUCAAAUAAUUUCACUUGCCACACUUGGCUACCAGAUGGUAGAUUGAUUGUCUGUACAGAUCAAGGUGAGAUUAUGCUUUUGGAAAGUAGCGGAGAUUAUAAGAUGCUUCUUGCUGAAAGUCCAGGAGAAGGAUUCUUCAUCGAAUGCAUCAUCACUUAUUCUAAAGGUUUCAUUAUCGCUGGCGACAAUGGUCAAAUCAUGAUUUAUGAGAAAUCUGAGGAACCUAAAAACCCAUAUCACAGAAUAGCCACGCUUCCCUCAAGUACUGACAGCAAAUAAGAGAAGGACUAUCCCUAACUUUAAGCAGGUAUUAUGUCAUCAAGAGUGAGAUCUCUUGGACUUUCUAGCUCAGAGGAUAAUUUAAUUUUCACAACUGAAAACAAUCAAUUACUCAAGGUCACAAUUAACAUUGAAAGACCAUCAGAUGAUGCUAAAUACGAAUACCUGAUAUUCCCAUUCCAUUCAAGAGCUAUUCAUGGCAUGGAUGUCUGUAUCAAAAAGCAUUUGGUUGGUACUUGCAGUAUUGAUAAAACUGUAAGAAUUUGGAACUAUCAGCAAAAGACUCUUGAGAUCUGUGAGACAUUCUAGGAUGAAGCUUUUAGUUUAGCAUUCCAUCCUUCAGGUUUCCAUAUUAUUGUCGGAUUCACAGAUAAAGUUAGAAUGAUGAAUGUCUUCCAGAAAAGCUUAAAGACAUUCAAAGAAAUCCCAAUCAAAGGAUGUAGAGAGAUCAAGUUUUCAAAUGGAGGCCAUUUAUUUGCUUGUACAAAUUAGCACAGUAUUAAUGUUUACAAGUUUUAUACUGCUGAAAAUCCUCCUGAAUUCCAAUAUAAAGGUCAUAUUGGUAAAGUAAGAUGCAUCUAAUGGCUUGAUGAUGACUCUGGAUUUAUCUCAGGUGGUUGGGAUGGUAGUGUCUUCAUGUGGAAACUAUAUGCUGAUUAAAGCUCUGGAAGAGACGGAAACGUUAAAGAUGGAAACCCAGUAUUCGAGUUUAAGCUAAAGAAUGUGAACUUCUCCUGCGUUGCCAAUAAACCAGACUCUAAGACUGUUGUUUUUGCUGUUGGCACUGACAAGACUAUCAAAGAAAUUAAUGGCAAUAAAGAGGUAUUCCCAAGAUAUGAUGCUAACUCAAACAUCUCUUAGAUUGUUUUGAUGCAUGGUGCCAGAGCGUUCUUUGCAGGCAUAGCAGAAGAUGAUAAACCUGGAUCAAUUCAAGUUCUUAAAUAUCCAUUCGAGCCUAAUAAGUCAUUUGAAGUUCAAGCUCACAGUUUACCAGUUGAGAGACUAAGAAUCAGUUUUGAUAAUUAAGUUCUAUUCUCAGCAGGCUAAGAUGGUCUUUUCUGCAUCUUCGAUAUCAAAGAUAAAGAUCCAAAGGGUAAAAAAGAAAAGGAUAACAUCUAAAUCAACUACUCUGAGGAGAUUCUAAUUCAAAAGGCUGAAAGAGAUAAGUUCUAAGCUGACAUUGAACACUUAAAGCAGAGUAUUGAAUAGCUCAGAAUUAAUAAUGAGAUCAAGAUUGAGCACGAGCUUAGCAAGAAAAAUCAAAGAAUAUCUAGUCUUUAGAUGGAGAUUGAAAAUAAGGAAAUUGAAAACAGAAAUAGGUAUGAGGCUCUCCUAGACUCAAAGAAAGAAAUGGAGAGAAUGAACGAAGAGAAAAUCUCACAGAUGACCUAGACUUAGGUUCUUGAACUUGAGAGAAGAAAGUAGGAUUACAAUGAUAAAAUGGAAGCUGAUGCUCUCAGAUAUUAGGAGCUUCUCAACUAGAAAUAAGAAGAAGCAGAAAAAUUUGAGCAGAGACUAAGUGAACUUUUUAUGCAUCACAAAAAGAUUAUCAAAGAAUUGCAGUCAGAAUAGAAGAUUGAACUAGAACAGUAAAUCAAAGAGACAAACAGACUUAAGGAAGAAAUUGAAAAAAUGAUGAAAGAGCACAAAGAUCAAAGAGAUAAGAUUGAGAAUGAUGCUUGGGACAGAAUCGACUAGAUAAAAGAAAGAAACAAGGAAGAGCUUGCUAAGAUUAUUGACGCUGGAAUGCAAUCAAAGGCAAACUUAACUCUGAUUACAAACGAUUAUAAGGAAGCGAAAUCUAAAAAGGAAUAAUUACAGAGAGAUAUUCAUGAAAAAUAAACCAAGUUAAAUGACUUAAUUCAGCAAACAAACAGCUUAAGACAGCAGAUCUAAUCCUAGAAAGGCGAGUUGAAAGAAAGAGAGACUACAAUUAAGGAUAAAGACAAACGUAUCUAUGACUUAAAGAAGAAAACUCAAGAAUUAGAAAAAUUCAAAUUCGUGCUUGAUUACAAAAUCAAGGAACUUAAAAGAGAUAUCGGGCCAAGAGAACUUGAGAUUUAGAAGCUGAAUGAACAAACUAAUAAGAUGAGAUAGGAGCUAAAGCACUUCAAUAGAGUUAACUAAAACUUGGCACUUAUCGUUGACGAUCUUAGAAUGAGACAAGAGGGUCUUACCAACGAAGUCUAGAAUCUAAGAUAAUAACUUGAAGAACAGGAGAGCUAUAAGAAGAAAUUUAAGGAUGAUGUUUUUGAGUGUCUUCAUCAUAUUGCUGAUUUCAAGAAGCUCAAGAAAGGUGUUAUUAGACUCCACAAGAAAUAUGUCAAGGAAGAAGUUAAAAACGAACAGGGAGAUACAGAUCUUCAUAGAGAAUAUGCAAAUAAAAGAAGAUACCUUGAAAAUAACGUUAACUACCUUAGACAAAUGCUCCAAAAGGAUUAAGAUGUUCAUAAGCAAGAGAAUUCAAGAAUUAUGAAGGAAAACGUUACUUUGCUACAAGAAAUCAAUGAUUUGAGGAAAGAAGUCCAUACUUUAAGACAAAAGCUGAAGUAGAUUGGACAAGCAGAAAAUACGAUGGGAUCAACUCAAAGAUCUAACAAUGAAAUGUCAAUGAGAAGCAUGGGCAAAGAUCAGAAUACUGUUGGAGACAUUUAGAAAGAACUCAAGCUUUAGGACAUUUAGAUCACUGAGUUACAGAAACAAAUUUUCGAGCUAGAAGAGAUGAAUGAAAUGAUAAGAAACCAAAGACCAAGAGUAGGAAAACUCCCACCACUCGAAACUUCAUAACAAAUGGAGUAAUAGUUCGAUUAAGAUGUCGGACAGUACGAGGAUGAGGAAGAGGACAAACAUAGUCCUUUACAAGCUCAACCAACUAAUAACCAGGAAGGUCAACCAUAACAGAUUUCUCAAUAAUAGGAUGAAUCACCUGACAGAGAAUACGAUUAAUGA
Stylonychia lemnae is the source of this 3954-nucleotide messenger RNA. The record is from the annotation of a GenBank genome assembly. NCBI's taxonomy places the organism in Eukaryota, Ciliophora, Spirotrichea, Sporadotrichida, Oxytrichidae.